AUGGGGCAAGGUUAUUCAAUGACCACCCUGUCGGCGGCAUCGGCCACUAUCGAUGUUCCCGAGCUGGCCGACCUCGCAUACGACAGAACACUGGCGCCUGCACGCUUCAUGAAAAGUGUCCGUGCGCGCGGUGAGAAUGGUUAUGUCUACGUCAGAGCUUUCAUGAAGCCACAUCCCAAUUUUGACGUCCAACGAUACAUCAAGCGGAUCAGGGAAGAACGCAAUGCCUUGGCUGACAUUCCGAACGCACUUGGCUAUCAGCGCAUUGUCGAAGUGGCUACUGGAGGUUUUCUGGUUCGCCAGUACGUCUUCAGCUCGUCCUGGGAUCGUGUGAGCACCAGGCCAUUCCUGGAGGACAUCGAGAAGAAGUGGCUGGCGUACCAAUUACUCUGCGCCGUGAGAGACAGUCAUGCUCGUGAUAUUUACCAUGGCGAUAUCAAGUCCGAAAACGUCUUGGUCACCUCAUGGAACUGGUUGUAUCUUACCGACUUCAGUUCAUGCUUCAAACCAACCACACUACCGGAAGAUAAUCCAGCCGACUUUUCUUUUUACUUCGAUACUUCGGGCAGACGUACUUGCUACAUCGCCCCCGAACGGUUCACAACUAGCGCGGAUGAAGAGCCUCGUCAUGAACUCAAUUGGGCAAUGGACAUGUUCAGUGUCGGUUGUGUGAUAGCUGAGAUCUUCCUUGAGAGUCCUAUCUUCUCCCUCAGCCAAAUUUUCAAGUAUCGGUCCGGCGACUAUAGUCCGGAGCACACACAUGUGAAUAAGAUCGUGGACAGCGACGUCCGAGAUAUGGUUUUGAACUUGAUCGACCUUGACCCGGAGAAGAGAUAUAACGCUGAUCAGCACCUGUCGUUCUACAAAGGGAGGAUCUUUCCAGAGUACUUUGAGAGUUUUCUCCAUCAGUAUGUUCUAGACUUGACCGAGUCAACCAACGCCCAGCACGAGUACGGCCUAGACGCGAGCAAUCUUCUGGAGUCAGACGAGAAGAUCGACCGUGUGUGGCAAGAUUUCGACAAGAUUUCGUACUUUUUGGAGUACGACUCCGGGACCAAGUUGUCGAAAAGACCUGGCGAGUACACUGGUCAGCGCCGCCCAAAGAAGGUACGAGCUACCGAUGCCAGUCCACACGACGGCACGCUCAUUUUCUUGACCGUCGUGUCCGCCAGCAUUCGCUGCAGCAUGAAGGCAUCGUCUCGGCUGAAAGCCUGCGAUCUGCUGGUCGCAUUCGCCGAGCGCCUCCCGGAUGAGAUCAAACUUGACAGAGUCGUUCCAUAUAUUGUCACUCUGUUGACUGAUGAAUCGGACAUAGUUCAGGCCUCGGCCGUUCGCGCCCUAUCAACAAUCUUCGAGAUGGUCGAGGUGGUAUCUCCAAUCAAUGCCUUCAUCUUCCCGGAAUACAUCUUCCCGCGGUUGAAGAUCUUGGCUAGAUCACGGUCCACAUUGGUCCGAGCGGCUUAUGCAUCCUGUCUAGCAUCACUGGCCUUGAGUUCGGCUCGAAUCCUCGACAUGGUGCAAGCAAUCCGUGCGGACGGCCGGUUGCCCGCUCUCAAUGAUGCUGAAUGGACACCAUCUACUUCUUUCCACGCUUUGUACGAUCCGAGCAAGGAAGAGCUUGUCAAACAUUUCGAAGAUGCCACGGUCGCGCUCAUCACCGAUGACGAAGCUACCGUCAAACGAGCGCUUUUGGGUUCCGUGUCGAGCCUGUGUGUUUUCUUCGGAAGCGCAAAGGCCAAUGAUGUGAUCUUGACCCAUCUCAAUACAUACCUCAAUGAGAAGGAUUGGAUACUGAAGUGCUCCUUCUUCGAUGCUCUGGUCGGGAUCGCUUCCUACGUGGGUACCUCAAGCUUGGAGAAGUUUAUUCUGCCGAUAAUGGUUGGGUCUCUCACGGAUCCCGAAGGUUUCGUCGUCGAAAAGGUGUUCCGUUCUCUGGCUCGUAUGGCAGAUUUGGGCUUGAUGCAGAAGUCCACCGUGUGGGAGCUUGUUGCAAUGUCCGCUCGCUUCCUGGUGCAUCCGAGUAUUUGGAUCCGCGAGAGUGCAGUUCAAUUCAUCGUUCUUUGCUCAAGAUACACGCCCGAGGCCGACAAAUACUGCAUUAUACUACCCAUCUUGCAGUCCUUCCUCAAGACUCCCAUGAUUGAUUUUUCGGAAGCGCAGUUGCUCGACCACCUCAAGAAGCCACUGCCGCGGAGCGUCUUUCAACAGGCUGAGCUUUGGGCGGAAAAGAAAUCAAGGAGCCUGUUCUGGACGGCAGCAAGUCGGGAUGGAGCCUUUGUGUUAUCCGAGCAGGAUGCUGCACAGAGCCCAGUCAACUUUACGAAGCGUCCACCGAUGCGAAUUCCGCCGUCCCAGAAGGACAAAGAUGACCAGUCGUCAUUGGAGACACUCAAGAAUGUCGGCAUGACUCCGGAGGACGAAAUGAAGCUCUUGGCUCUACGCGAAUACAUCCUACGAACCACAACGACGCGGAACUCCGGGCCAUCAGCCGACGAACAGUCCCAGUUGAAAGAUAUAAUUUCCCUCCAUACGCUCGGCGUACGAACACAGAAUAUCUUAUUUGAUCUCAGUAAUCCGGUCCGGCCGAGGGAUCCAAAAAGACCACCAGCGCAACGCUCACGAUCAAACUAUGAUUCCCACCAUACACUCGCAGACGCUUUGCUCGAUGCAUCGACUACGAUUGGCGGUCCUCCGUCCCGGCAAUCCACCCAAGCUGGUACACCAAUAGAGUCAACUCAGCCACUAGACAUCAGGGGCAGAAAUCCUAGACAGAGACCAGAGAUCAAAAUCGACGGCUCUGACACUUCAUCCCGAGAGGUCUCUACGAGCAAUAAACCGUCCUCUUCUGAGCUCGACAAGCUGUCUUUACGACGAGGAAAGCUCGAACUUCGACACAGAAAUAGCGCAAUGAGUCUCAUGAAGAGGGACUCGGGCAAAGCGGACGCAGAAAUCUCUACCAGUGACGAAAUGGCGUUUGGUAAGGUGGAUGGACCUCUGCAUCACAACGUGGCCGCCGGCCCCUCAACUUUGGCUUUGAAGGCCACUGCUGCAGUCAACUCUCGCUCGAAGUCACCUCUCAGCCGGUCGCCGACGUCUCCUGCGUGGGAGCCAAAUCACUCUUAUGGUGGAAACGAUCCAAACGUGCUACGAUUACUCGAUCACCACUUCGCCGAUAACUAUCACGUCGAUACAGUAGAUUUUGGUGAGGAGAUCAAACCCAUUGGCCGAAUGCCUAUCCACAAAGCAGCAGAUCUCGUCCUCAACGGCACCACCGGCUCAUCGGAAGCCAACGCCCCACAUUACGAGCCAUGGAGGCCAACAGGUCAGGUAUUGACGCACUUUUCGGAGCACACGGCGGCUAUCAACCAAGUUUGCGCCUCCUCAGAUCAGGCUUUCUUUGUCACUGCCUCCGACGAUGGCUCAUGCAAGAUCUGGGAUACCAUGAGGCUCGAGAAGAACAUUACUCCUCGCUCACGGCAUACGUAUCGACACGCGUCCGGGGCCAAAGUCAAGGCGUUGUGCUUUGUCCAAGACAGUCAUACCUUCAUCAGUGCAGCCGAUGAUGGUAGCAUACACGCCGUCCGGGUUGAACAGAAGGUUGUUGAUGGCGGCGAAAGCACGAAGUACGGCCGUCCUGCUCUUGUUCGCGAUUGGCAGAUCCCAUCCUCACAAAUAUCUUCAUCCGAUCCAGGCCCAAUCGAGCACGCCAUACAGCUCUUUCAUUACCGCAAGAAUGGCUCACAGUCCAUUCUCGUAGCCGCCACAUCGCACAACCGACUUCUGCUAAUCGAGCUCAAGACGAUGACCAUUAUGCACUCGCUUCACGAGUCUCUGCACCACGGCUCCUUGACUGCGUUCGUUGUGGAUCGACACCGCCAUUGGCUGCUGACCGGAACCUCCCACGGUACACUCUCCCUCUACGACCUACGCUUCCGUAUCCGCCUGCGCAGCAUAACGCUACCGACACGGUCCCGUGUCGACCGCCUCGUUGUGCACCCUUCUAAGGGCUAUGGCAAGUGGGUCAUGGCCUCUAGCGCCGGUGAGAUCAGCGUAUGGGACAUUGACAAGCUGGUCUGCCGGGAAGUGUAUCGGCCGUAUAGUUGGGAAUCCGAAUCUUCAAGGUCCACGCCCUACGUCCAUUCUACACCGAGCUCCCACCCCAGUCCUUCCAGCUCUCUUGAGGACUCGUCCGCAUAUCACUCAUCGGGACAGCUCCCUGUCCCCGCUCUUCUCCCUGUGCUGGACUUUCUCCACCCGCACACCUCCACCCACACAGCCUCAGCAGCACACCCUCUGCCGGAGCCCUCGAAGUACGCGCUCCUUUUCACAGCCGGAGCAGACCGAGCUCUCCGCUACUGGGACCUGCCGAGCCCAGAAGACAGUUACAUUGUGUCUGGACCGAUGAUCCACAGCGACGACAGUGCCGGGCUCCUGAAGGCCAGGUAUACAGUGUCACACCCACUCGCGCUGAGCAGUGGCGCGCAAGUCAUGUGCGUGCAAGAAUCAGAGCCAGACAUUCCCACGAAGCCGGGUCGCAACAAGGACGUCCGAAAGCGAGACAAGGUACGCGGCGGGGGCACGCCGCAAAAGGCGCGCGGUGGUGAGGAGGCUGCCGAUGAAGCCGCCACACCACGGACGCCCAGGACAAGUACACCCACAGCUGGGACCACGCCUGUGAAAGCUGGAACGGGAGGAGCCGGGGCCGGCAGGACUGACCCCGCGAACAAGCCGACGCGUAAUACGCUGCUGGCGAACUUUGGGCAGCAUCUACUGAGCACGCACAUGGAUGGGAUCACGGAUGUGAUGGUGCUGCGGAGGCCGUACGGUAUUGUGGUCACGGUUGAUCGCGGUGGUGGCGUUAUGUGCUUCCAGUAG
This is a messenger RNA of Cyphellophora europaea CBS 101466, 4875 nucleotides long. RefSeq lists its product as uncharacterized. The transcript has a single exon. Gene Ontology annotation, molecular function: protein binding; ATP binding; protein serine/threonine kinase activity. Bases 1 to 4875 code for a protein of 1624 amino acids. The record is from RefSeq and is a predicted model, not a curated record. Gene Ontology annotation, cellular component: phosphatidylinositol 3-kinase complex, class III, type I; nucleus-vacuole junction; late endosome. Lineage: Eukaryota; Fungi; Ascomycota; Eurotiomycetes; Chaetothyriales; Cyphellophoraceae. Gene Ontology annotation, biological process: macroautophagy; late endosome to vacuole transport; protein phosphorylation.